Molecule: messenger RNA, 2801 nt
Organism: Ruditapes philippinarum (Manila clam)
Lineage: Eukaryota; Metazoa; Mollusca; Bivalvia; Venerida; Veneridae
Product: growth hormone secretagogue receptor type 1-like
Exons: 4
Coding region: 1-1092 (363 amino acids)
Biological process (GO): G protein-coupled receptor signaling pathway
Cellular component (GO): plasma membrane
Molecular function (GO): G protein-coupled receptor activity
Source: RefSeq, a predicted model, not a curated record
AUGCCAACAGCUCUUGCGGAUAUUUUUACAAAAGAAGUUUGGUACUUUGGAGAAUUUAUGUGUAAAACAGUGCCAUUUCUGGAGAAUACUAUCGCCAAUGCCUCAGUGUUAACUAUUUUGGCAAUCAGUUUAGAAAGAUACCGAGUUGUCUGCUAUCCUCUAAAGGGCGUUGGUGAGAAUUCUGUUAAAGUGUGGAGGAGAAUUUUAAUUGUCUGGGCUAUAUCUAUAGUGUCAAGUGUACCAUGGUUAUUUAUUGCUGUUUUAAGACCGUCAGUAUUUUAUGACGGAACACCAAUACAGGUAUGUCGAAAUCCAAUCGUCAAAAGCUGGCAUAAGAUGUACGUCGUUGGUCUUGCUAUACUCUUCUUUUUACUUCCUUGCUCGGUGAUGCUGUUCCUAAACUGCCAUUUGUGUUGUGUCCUUAAAUCAACUAGAAAGUUUGACGCUUUCAUCCAUGAAAAUAGACGAGAAAGAAAACAUAAACAACAUAAAAUACUGAAUACAAUAGCAUCUCUUAUAUUGAUUUUUUUCAUCUGUCAUUUACCUUUUCGCGUGGCAGUUUUGUGGUUCUCUUUUGAAGAUAAAAAUGUCAUUUGGAAUCUUGGUCUCGAAAAGUUUCUAUUAAUUUUAUAUUCUACAAGACUCAUGUUUUAUACAAACCAUGCACUGAAUCCAGUUGUGUACAAUUUCGUGUCUUCAAAGUUUAGAAAUGCCCUUCGGAUUUUUUGCAGGACAGCUAGUCUAAGAAACUGUUUUGCUUUCAAGUCUCUGUACAAAAGACCAUCCACUUUAGAAACAUUUCGGAGUACGCGUUCUUUAACCAGCCAACGAAGUAACCGGUUGACAUUGACAAAUAAAAUUGUUCUUGGCCAAUUAGACGAGGCAGGUGCGCGCAACUAUCCAAAAAGAGUUCGUGUUGAAUACCCUUGUAAUGGAAACAAUGCAAACAAAGUUUUGGUAACAAAAUAUCUCAACACAGUAAAUGGAUCUUCAUCAUCAUCUUCGUCAGAUGAUGGAAUUAAAGUGAGAAUUCAUAUAGAGGAUCAAAGUGUCGAUAUAAAAUUUAAACUUCAAAGAGUACCAAAUACAUAAUUUUUGGAAAUAUAUUUCAUACUAAAAGCUCAUUGAAACUCUAUCAUACUUAAUUUAAUAUGUUUCUGGUAGCUUUGAUUCGGUUAUGAAGAUAGAUAAUUAGAUAAUACAAAUUAGGGUUGAUUUUAUUAAGAAUUUUAUAUGAUCAGGAGUCAUUUUACCAUGUUUGUGGCAUGGUUAUGUAUAAGUUGAUUUAUUAUAUCACACUUUUUACGAAAAAUGCUACAUACAAUGUCGGUAUACAUGUACAAAGUGAAUGUUUGAGUUUUAAACCCUUACUCUUUGUAGAAAAAGAAAGUUAAAGGCGUGCCCGACUUUCUAGCAAAGUAUUCAAUAUUUAUCAAUCAUUUAUAUGUUUCAAAUUGUUUUAAUGUUCCUUUGAAAUAAAUGAUAUAGUUAUUUUUUAUUCAAAAAAAAUUGGUAAGAAACCAAUGUCCCACUCAUAUUAAGUCAGUUUUAAGAGUACAUAUAAUAGCGCAUAGAGUUACUUUAUAAUUUCGUUUGAUUAAAUUGAUGAAUAACAAUGAAUCAAUUUAAAUGACUCAUCAAAUGAAAAAAAGAAAGUGAUGCAUUUUAUUAUGCUUUUAAUUGAUUGAGCUUUGCCCUUAAAUUUGAUUAAAUUACAUUGAAAACAUGGUAGGAGCUACGCUUAGGUCGACGUCAAUUAAACUUGAUUGAAUUACCUUUAUGGCGAAAUGUAACCCACAUUUUAUCUUGUAUUAUUUGCAUCUUAUAUAACAUUCAUAAAAAUCUACACAUCUAAUAUAUAUUUGAGAAAAGAGUUCAUCGAGGUCGAUUUGGCAGAUGGAUAUAUGAAUUACCUGAUAAUCCAAGAACAAUACAAAUCACAUAUUUAUAGAUGUAUAAAGAGGGUUUUAUGUAAUAGCUAUGUUUGCAACCACAUUUAUUCUCGAAAAAAUUGUACUGUAUAUAUCAAGGUAUAGAUAAUUUAUGUUUUUAUUUUUUUUUCAAUAUGGUAAGAAGGGUAAAUUGUUGGAGAAAAAGGUACAUUUUCACUUUUGUAAAAAGCUGAUGGGAGUUCGAGUGCAAACUCAGAAUAAUUUUGUGAAAGAAGAGAAAAGAGAAUAAAAUUGAUAUGUAAAGAUAUUUUAAGUAUUGCUAUAGCUGCAAUCAUUGAAUGUCGCAUUUCUUGUCAUAUUUUUAAAGUACUGACAAAAACUUGAACAAUUUAAAAUGUUACGUAUGUCAGAAUAGUUUAUGAUUUAUUGUACACAGAAUAGGUUACGUAGACAUGUUAGAGAUUUGAUUCAAUCGUUUGGUUUAAAUGAUGCAUGGCUAUCAAUAUCGGUGAAGUUAAGCAAAGGGUAAAUGAUGUUUUCGUUUAAAAAAGUUUUCAGAAUUGCACGACUCAACAAGAGUUCGAUCUUGUUUUUUUUUUGUAAGUUAGAAACUCAUUAUAGAAGAUGAAUUUCACUUUAUUUGUGAAAUUAACAUAACAUGACUUACGAAAUACUAUUUUUUUUUAAAAACUAAAAACAUAUUUUGCCCUAACGCUGCAAAUAUCUAUAUUCAUAAUCAUAUACAUAAUUAUUUUUUAGUUUGUUUCACUUUUGCACAUCCUUGUUUGAAGGAUGUCAUAUACAAUAAAAUGAACUAUUUGAAAUAUUUAUUGUCAAAAUGAAAAUAACUCCUUUCGCGUAUUUGUAUUUGUACCAAAUAAUGUUACUAAAGUACACAUGUUUGUUAUA